AUGAGUUCUCAAUCCAUUUCGAACCGGAAACCAGUACGAAGAAGUACACAUCCGACUCUUCCCGACAUCAAUGAAGUGAACCGGAACUCUGGUGAACAGUUACUAACACCACCUCCACAACUCCAUCGAGGUCAAUCUCAUUUACCUUCUCCAAUUACUCCCACUCUUCCUGAUUUACAAUUGGAACCUACAAAAGAUGAGACUCAUAAGGGCUUACCCAAUCUCCUAAGCCCAACACUUCCUUCGCCUUUCAUGUUUGAUUUAGAUAAUAAGCAGGAGACCAGUUUGUAUGCCAAUCCAGAUGGUAUAGAAAAGGAAGUGACUUAUACAAAGAAAGAUAAUUCUCAAACAUUGGAAGUGUCUUCCGAAAAGACUACCCAUUCGAUCAAAACAGAACACCAAGAAAAAUCUGAUCCGAUCGAAUCUCCUGUUAGCGAUAAUCUUAAAGAUAUUUCCGGAACAGACCAACCAGUCUCGAAACGAAAAGCUAAAGUAACGUUAGAGGAUUAUAAACGGCUCAAAAUGCAAAACAAGGAAAAUCCCAGUCUUGGAAGCCCAGCAAAUUCAAUUAGUUCUUUAAGCCCCUCAACCCCUCUUGUGCAACAUCAACCGGAUUUCGAACUGCUAAAACAAAACUUUAUUAGACUCCUCGCUGAUGGCAAGUUCCAGAAGAAGCUAGCAGAUAAAGCGGAAAAAUAUUCAUUUCUCUUUGCUAUUGACGCUGUUUUAUGUUAUGUAGUUGCUUUUCAAAUUCAGAAUGUGUCUAACAUUUCAAAAAAUCAACCGGCUACCACCAGCAAUUGGCGAACCUUACCUGCGUAUAUUGAAUUCUUUCUUCGUUCCGAUAAUGAAUCUCUAGACCCCAUUUUUCGAGGUCUUUUUCUCGGUUACCUUGGAAUCGCUUUCCGAGAAAUAUUUAACAUUGAACUUCUUCGUAUGCAACACUUGCAACAUUUCCUUAUGAAAGAUAUUCGACAAAGCACUUCAGAAUCAAUUCCCAAAAGCUCCACUGGAAAUGUUAAAAACAUUUGUGAAAAUGCCGUUCGUUUACAUGAUGCUUACAAGCGGUUUGUUGCAGCGAUGAAGCAAUGCUCUCAAUUAUUAAGCAGUAAAUCACUGAAAGCAUUUCCUAUUACCUUGAAAAAAUUUGAGGAAACUAAUUCCACAAACCUGUAUCCUCCGUUUUGUAUACAGACUAGUAUUGCUGAUUCAAUCGAAUUUGGGCAUCAUAUAAUCACAGAAUUCAAAGAUCAACAUGGUUUUACGUUUAAUUCCAAAAUGAAUCACUCAGAUUUAUCGCUAGCAAGAAAUUUGCCAAAUAUAAAAAGUCUGUAUGUUUUUGGUAUCUUCGGUAGAAGUGUUCAAAUGACUCAACAUAGAAAAUUAGAAACUAAUAAACAAUCGUGA
Messenger RNA from Schizosaccharomyces osmophilus, 1407 nucleotides. RefSeq names its product Ell binding protein Ebp1 (gene ebp1). Bases 1 to 1407 code for a protein of 468 amino acids. The transcript has 2 exons. NCBI's taxonomy places the organism in Eukaryota, Fungi, Ascomycota, Schizosaccharomycetes, Schizosaccharomycetales, Schizosaccharomycetaceae. The record is from RefSeq and is a predicted model, not a curated record.